Messenger RNA from Penicillium nucicola, 198 nucleotides. RefSeq lists its product as uncharacterized. Lineage: Eukaryota; Fungi; Ascomycota; Eurotiomycetes; Eurotiales; Aspergillaceae. The record is from RefSeq and is a predicted model, not a curated record. The transcript has 2 exons. Bases 1 to 198 code for a protein of 65 amino acids.
AUGUCUUUGUCAAAGCAACUCCCGAUGAACCCGUCCCAUAUGUUCGGCCAUAUUGUCCUUCCGAUUGAAGACCCUACCACACCUGAGGCAAUUGACCGAAUGGGGAGCGACAUGCUGUGUAUCAAUGUGACGCAUCAAGGCCCCUUUGCUGGAGAACAUAUCAGGAGUAACCGUUGCUGGGGUGGGAACUGGGGUUAG